AAACAAAAUGUGUUUAUGCAAUUCAAAGCUGGUUUCAAUGAAUCCUGUUCAUGGAACAUGUGCUGGUUUGGUUUGCUGGUUAAAACUUGCAGUAGCCAGAAAAUGAUGGCUCUUUAUCACUAAAUGCAGGAGACAUGAGGACGGUGCUGAGUCUAAAACACGAGGUGACACAGAAGGAGCAUUAGUUUGCCUGAAACUGUUGAGGUUGAAACUUUGUCUCCAGUAACUUCCUUGUGUUUAACCAAACUUAAACAAAAUACCUAAACAAAUUUUUUAGAAGUGAUGUCAUUGCUGUAAAACUCCCUAUUAAAAUCCAUCAUGUAAAGUAGAAUCAGUAAAGGAGAAUGUUUGCUUUCUGUUUUCCUUUGUGAGACCUUCAGACAAACUAACUGCUCUGCUGUGAGGACUGAACAAAGGCCUGUUCUGUCUGAGGGCGUGACUCAGUGUGCAGUGAUACAGUGCAAUGUCAUUUACAGAAUCCAGUGAGAAUCUAUUGAGGUGGAGCUUUUAAUGUGUUGAAGUGAAACGUGUUAUCGCUCGCUGUUUCCUCAUUGUAAAAUCAUCAUGUGACAUUUUCUGACCAUCCUACACAGACGCAAGGCCAGAAACUGGCUCACGUUAAAGGGAGGAAACUCCAGCUCCCAGUAGAUCACCUUCUUGUUUCCCUGAGCAGCUUGGUUCACCAUGGUGUCGGGUACAAGACAGAUUGCGGGCUUGUCCCUGGCUGUGGUCGGCUUUCUGGGCACCGCCGUUAUCUGUGCUCUUCCUAUCUGGUGCGUUACCAAGACUAUCAGCGGCAUCGUGGGUCCACGCAUGCUCUGGGAAGGUUUAUGGAUGCACUGCUUUGGGUUGUCAGGCCAUAAAACCCAGUGCAGACUCUACUCUGGGAACGCGCCUCGCGUCCUGCAGGCUGCCAGGGCUCUUGUCGUCGUCGCCAUCCUUUUUGGAUUUUCUGCGAUUGUACUCGUCAUCGUUGGGGGAACGCGCACCAGCUGCAUCAGGACGGAGAAGCGGAAGUGCCAGGUCCACUGUGUCGCUGGGGUCCUCUUCAUCAUCGCAGGCCUGCUGGUGCUUAUUCCCGUCUGCUGGACCGCCAACGACAUCGUUCGUCCGCAGCAGCACGCGUACGACCAGGUCCAUGGGCUCGGAGCUGCGCUGUACGUCGGCUGGGGCGCCGCGGGGCUGCUGGUGCUGGGGGGGGGUCUCCUCUGCACAUGUAAGAAGAACACAGACUCCAACCAGAGUGUUCGUUUUAUGAAUCUGAAGAGUGAAUGUGAAGAUUAAAACUUAGUUUUAGCUUUUAUAUUAUAUAUCAUUACUGUACAUUAUACAUUUGUUUACAUGAAAAAUUAUUGCAAAUAAUUUUACUAUUUUUUGUAGAUGAUUAUGUUGUACGUGACAGCUUUUUAAUGAGUUGUUUAUUGUGUUGAAAGGUUUGUAUUGUGCAGGUAAUUUUUGAUUUCAUCACUGUGGUUUCGGUGUUGCACAAUUCUAGUCAUGACAAAUGCCUACGAGAUGAAUAGUGAAAGCAGAGCUUUUCUAAAAAACAAAGGCAAAUGCUGAAUGUCGCACAGAUACAGAUUGUUAAAACAAAAUGUUUUGUAAUGUAACAUUAUAUACAGUAUAUAACAUUUAUUGCGAUAUUAUAUAUGUAAAUGAGUUGAUUUGAACAUCCAUGUGUAAUUUAACAUCAAACAACAAAAUGUACAAAACAAAAACUGUUAUUUCAAAUGAUAAUGGUGGAAAUCAAGGUUUGUGUAACUUUGUGUGAGCUAUGCAUUCACUGUACAAAUCCUAUCUUUAGAGGUGAACAUUGUCAUGUUGAUAAAUAAUGAAUGAUAAUGUGA
Messenger RNA from Betta splendens (Siamese fighting fish), 1847 nucleotides. RefSeq names its product claudin-4-like. The transcript has a single exon. Gene Ontology annotation, biological process: cell adhesion; bicellular tight junction assembly. Gene Ontology annotation, molecular function: structural molecule activity. Gene Ontology annotation, cellular component: bicellular tight junction; plasma membrane. Bases 685 to 1284 code for a protein of 199 amino acids. Lineage: Eukaryota; Metazoa; Chordata; Actinopteri; Anabantiformes; Osphronemidae. The record is from RefSeq and is a predicted model, not a curated record.